Messenger RNA from Dracunculus medinensis (Guinea worm), 2400 nucleotides. Lineage: Eukaryota; Metazoa; Nematoda; Chromadorea; Rhabditida; Dracunculidae. The record is from the annotation of a GenBank genome assembly.
AUGAAUCAGCCGCCACCACUAAUUAUCGAUGAAAAAUGUGAUCGAGAAAUUAGGCCGUCUGCUUUGGGACACUUUUUAGCGAAACUUGGUUCUCGAAAUAGAAGCAAAAGUCCAAGCAGUGAAUUUGGUUUAAGAAGUAAAACGUUGAUUCCGAAAAAAAAUUCUACAACGGACAAAACAUCAACAGAUUUGGAAUCCGGAUUAUCAGUUAAUGAUAAUGGAUCAAUACCAGCGAAGACAAAAGUAUCAUCAUUUGCUCGAAUAGUUCAUCGAUUAUCAAUGAAUCGUAAACAUGGACGAAACAUUUUUCUUAGACGUAAAUCUGGCGAUUCUGAUCAAGAUUUCGAUAAAAGCCGAGAAACUGUAUGUUCAUCAUCAAUUUGUUCAUCAGAUCCUCUGGUGUCUAAUUUGCCGUCACAUAUAUCAUCUCGUGCUGCAGUUUCCGAGAAUGAUUUGCGUAUUGUGGCGCUUUGUAAAGAACAGGCAGAAAUUAAUUCGUGGUCAUCAACGACAAAUACAUCAUCACGAUCAGAUUAUGAUUUAAAUAAUUAUCGAGUUCCAUCUUAUUUACGAAUUAGUUGUGCUUUAAAUGGUUAUGGGCAAUACAAACAUUUCAAUAAUGUUCAUCGAUCAACGAAAUUACUUCCUUUGGGAAUCGUUGAAAGAAGAAUGCAAAUGUUUAAUGCGAAUCAUCAGGAUCCAUCAUUGAAACCUUCGGAGAAAGUGAAAGAAAUGAAUAAAGUUGUGGAUUCAACGACACCUGUACGACAACUUGUAAAACAUUUCGAUAAACUCAAUAUUGCUAGUGAUAAUUAUCAUUUAGACAAUGCGAAUGUUCCUGAAAAACCACAUAUGUUAACAACACUGUCGAAUGGAGAGAAUGGAUAUGAAAUUAAUACGGAAAAACCUACAGAAUUUCCAAGCACGCCACGAUCUUCCAUUCCAUUGUCGGGACAAAUAUUUAAUGAAGUAUUGGCACAUUCAACACCAAAGGCUAUUUUGUCUUAUUCAUUGCAUUCUGGGUUGAAACAAAAAUUGGUAGAAGAAAAUACACCAAAUCAGAUGAAUCAUCUGCAAGUGUCCAUUGUUAAAACUUCGAAAGAAACGGCGGAUAAAGUAAAUUUUAAUAUAGCUUAUAAGAAAGAAAUGCGCAAUGGUGAAACAUACAAGAAAUUAUUAAACGAUGUGCGUAACGAUCUGGUUAAACGAUCAUUCGAGGCGUACGAAAUUCUUCGAACGAACGAGAGCGAAUUAUCCGAGUAUGCGGCAGAUUUAUUACGUCUAGCAGCAGGCAAAACGAAUCUUCUUCUCAAAAAAAAGAUUGAAAAAUUUGACGAACUCAUUGAGAAUAAUUUGAAUCCUAUUAAUGGCGAUACUCAGUCAACGACAACCGAUGAUCUUUCUGGUUACUGGGCUUUAAUUCAAAUUGAAAUGUCAGAUUUAUAUCGACUUUUCAGAAAAAUUGAAAAAUGUCAAGAAAUUGGUUGGAAACAACCAACUACACCAGAAAAUGAAGAAAGAUCAUUUAUUAAAUCAGAUUUGUUCGCCGAAAAUAAGCAAAAUCAUCGAAUAUCGAAAGGAAAAGAGAAAACAGUUGUAGGAAGAGAAAUGACGGAAAAAUCAACCGUAGCCGAAAAAAGACGUAAAGCAAUCGCUGAAGCAAAGCGAAAACAAAAGGAAUUAAUACAAAAGAAUAAUGCGAUAAACGAAAAAGAAACGUCGUUAAAAAUGGAAAUGCGAAUGAAUUUAAGCAAUAAGAACGAUUUGAUGGAUGAUCGAUGGUUCAGAAAUUUUUGGGAACAUUAUGAAAGGUCAUCAGCAUGGCUUCGAUCUUCGUCGCAAGCAGUUCAGAGGUUAAAAUUGAAUCGGAGUUGUAAACGUCCGGAAGAACCGUUUAGCCGUUUGUCAUCGCCUUUGGUGCUGUCGUCUGUUUAUGGAAGUAAUCAGUUCGAAAUGGGUAGUCGUGGCUCAUAUUCGGUUAAAACGAAGGAAAUUUCUUCAUCAGAGAAAGCAGAAACGGAUGUUGAUGACGACGCUGAUGAAGAAUUGACUCCUGAAAUGGCCGAUUUUUUCAAAAAAACUUUAGAACAUCGAGAAAAAAGAGAUGCUGAACGAAAAGUUGGGAGAAAUUCAAAGCAUAAGAGAGCUUGGUUAGAUAAUAUCGAAGAUGAAUAUAUAAUGGCUGAUGAAAUGUUAGCCGAUAAUGUUGGAAGAAAAAGAACAACAGAAGCACCAAAUGUGGAUGAAGAAAAUCGAAAAAAGUGGCAAGAAAUGGAAAAAUUUUAUGGUAAAGGUGCUAAAAAAAUUAGUGCAUUACAAACUACAUUAGAAUUGAAUUUUCAUAAUCAUUAUUCGACUAAUAAUGCGCAGUUGUGGCCAAGAGCUUUGCAAGUUGCUUAA